AUGAGUGCCCAAGAAGACCAACACCCAGUAUGUGGAUAUAGAGUCCCCAAAUGUGGACCUACGCGAGUUUCCGAGCAAGGAAGCUCUAAAUCAGUUAAGGUCACCCACAAGGCCAAAAACAGAUUUGUGAUAGCCAGGGCGAUCAUAAAUGGGAUAUUGAAACAUAAUAUGUUCUCACUUGAUUUGACAACAAUUUCAAAAGUCGCCUCACAAUACUUCAGCUACUUGGAGUCUGUGGAGGCAGAAUUUACCCAGGGCUACCUCAAUUCGCUUGCUUCUACCAGUUUCGGGAUGAAGGGGACGAAUCACAUCAUAACGAGGGAGAGUCUUCAGAAUAGUGAAAAAGUCAUUGGACUGAAAGUCAGGCCCCAAUGCAAAGAGACAAUUAACUUUAGCACAUCGCCAUAUUCCAAGCUCCGCUUCAGGGUCCCUAAACUCCGAUCUCAAGCUAGAGCUACAAUUACGAGGUCAAAUAAAGUGGUCCGACAAGCAAACCGCAAUCAAGAAAAGAAUAUCUCUCAACUCAUUCGGCCAUUCACCUCCCCCUUUUCGACGGCGUUGAUAGAAGAUGUCUUUGUGAAAUCAGGUUCCAUGUCCGGUAUGACUUUAUUGCGCAUAGUGCCCAGAAGGGGAGGAAGGUUAUGUGUGUUUAAUAUGUUUAGGGUGUCGCUUCAUACAACCCAUAAACAGGACAACAAAUCAUCAAAAAAUAACAUACAGUAUAAACAAAAAUGGCGAAGACCCAAUGGGAUGAUGAAUGACCUAAUGAAAUUACUGGAAAAGCCACGAUCGAACGUUAACCUGGAUGAACAGAUUGAAUCUCGAUUUGAAGCCUUGAGGUCGGUCGAGAUAAUGAGUGCCCUUCAUUAUCAAGGAAUUCAAGAAAAGCUUAAUUCGGUUUUACGCCAAAGAAAUGCGGGACUGCAAGCAGAUGAUACCGGGAGGCAGUCUCUCGAUUUGAUUAUUCGCAACACUCAAGAUCAAUCGCAACUACUAAAUUUAGCCAGAGAGCUCUUACCAAAGAACGAGAUGCCAAUAUCAAUUCUAGCCAAUAUUGUCUUUAAGCUCGAUCAGGCGCACCUUCUUGACCUGGUUGGUGUUUCGGAAAGUGAACACACGUUUCUGUCCGCAGACGAAACAUUCCUAUGCAAGGCCUAUGUCCUAUUUCUUUAUAGACUGGACCAGGUCGGUGCACACGUCUCAUUAAGACGACUUCUUGACAAAUGUCUACAGACCCUAUUGAUUCCGAAUAUCAAGAGCAGGAAGUUCAACGACAAGAAGUAUUUAAGAAAUUUGAUGACUGUUCUCAUUAAAUUAGAAGGGCGAUCUGAUCUGAUCCACAUAGUUCGAGAGACCGAGUGUACGGCGCUAGCGUACACAUUAUGGGAAACGAUCCCCUCCAAUUAUGAAGCCGUGAAAUCUAUGUUAAAAAGCUUCACCGACUCUUCUAUGGAGGGAAAGAAUGGCCUGACAUCGCAUCAAAAAUUAGUGAUGUUCCUGUUGUCCGACAAAGGGGCUCACCGAGAUCUGAAGUUCAUGGAUAAAAUUAAUCAGUUGUCCAAACUUCACAGAUUAUCAUAUGGGGAAUGUAUCCAGGAAAACGAGUUUCUGCUUUCCGUUGUCGAGGCAUUAGAUUCCAAAAAGAUUCUUUUUAUCAAUGAAAGUUGA
This is a messenger RNA of Ogataea philodendri, 1668 nucleotides long. RefSeq lists its product as uncharacterized. The transcript has 3 exons. The record is from RefSeq and is a predicted model, not a curated record. The coding region runs from base 1 to 1668 and encodes 555 amino acids. Lineage: Eukaryota; Fungi; Ascomycota; Pichiomycetes; Pichiales; Pichiaceae.